AUGGGUCUCGGUAUCCUCGAAGACCACAAGCUCAAGCAUGUCCCCGGGACAGCGCAAGUCCUCCAAAGUGAUAAGAGGAGGGAAGUCGAGCAGAACGUCGCGCGGAAUGCGAAUCUAAAGUACGACAAGACGGGCAAGAUCCUGCUCGUCCCCCAACCCUCAGAUGAUCCUAACGACCCCCUCAACUGGCCCAUCCGAAAACGCGACUCCAUCAUCGCCCUCCUCUCCCUCCUCUCCGUCAUCGCCUCAACCCUCUCCCCCCUCCUCGCCGCAAACACAGUCUCCCUCGCCAUCUUCUUCCGGCGCUCCCUAACCGACAUGGCCCUCUGCACAGGCUACCACCUCCUCGGCGUCGGCAUCUCCGGCUUCCUGAUCGUGCCCAGCGCACGCAUCUGGGGCAAGCGGCACGUGUACAUAUUCGGCACGCUGAUCAUCGUGAUAAGCAGCAUCUGGGGCGGCGCGACAGGGAAAAACUACGCCAGUUUCCUGUGGGCGCGCAUCUUCCAGGGCGUGGGACUGGCGCCGUUCGAAGCCCUCGUCAAUGCGUCCGUGGGCGAUAUGUACCAUGUGCAUGAGCGCGGGGUGCGCAUGGCGGUGUCGAAUUUUUGUGUGUUUGGCGGCGCGUUCUUCACGCCUGUUGUUGUGGGUGUGAUCAGUAAGAAUGUCGGGUAUGAGUGGACGUUCUACCUCGUUGCUAUCUUCGCCGGCGCUAUGCUGCCCCUUAUCGUGCUGUUCUGCCCCGAGACGACGUAUACGCGGGAUUCGAAGUUCGAUAUUGAUAGCAUGGGGAAUCUGCUCGUGGUGCAGGGCGCGGAGAUGAACGUCCUCGGCCCAGCAUCCGUCGCGCCGUCCACCAACGCGGGAGAAAGCGAACCCCACGGCGACAAAACAGCUAUCCUACACACCACCACCCAACAUCACACCCCUCCCCCGCCAAAAACAUCCUUCACACAAUCCCUCGCCCUCUUCUCCGGCCGCAAAACCCAAGCCCGCUACCUCCCCCUCCUCCUCCGCCCCAUCUCCCUCUUCCUCCACCCCGGCAUCCUCUGGUCCUGCCUAAUCCAAGGCACACUAAUCGGCUUCACCGUGCUAAUCGGCGUGGUCCUCGCAGCCAUCAUGCUCGGCCCCCCGCUCUGGUUCGGCGAGGUCGAAACCGGAUACAUGUACACCGGCGCCUUCAUCGGCGCGCUCCUCGGCUUCGCACUCACAGGCCUGCUAGCAGACUGGAGCGCGCGCGUGCUCACGCGCUGGAAUAACGGCGUGUAUGAGCCGGAGUUUCGCAUGCUGCUUGUUGUGCCGCAGCUUUUGCUGGGGGGCGUGGGGUUGUAUGGGUUUGGGUGGACGAGCGGGGAUGCGGGGAGGUAUGGGUGGUUUUUGCCUGAUUUCUUCUUUGGGGUUGUUGUGGUGGGGAUGGUUUGUGGGGCGGUGGGGAGCGCGUUGUAUGUUGUUGAUGCUUUUCGUGAUAUCUCGGUCGAAGCGUUUACGUGUUUGCUGGUGUUUAAGAACUUCUUCUCGUUUGCGCUGACGUUCAAGGGCUUUGAUUGGAUGGUUGAGGCGAGGAGUAUAAGGAAUGUGUUUAUUGCUGUUGGGAGCGCGCAGGUUGGUAUUUGUUUGUUGACGGUGCCUAUGUACAUCUUCGGCAAGCGCAACAGGAGUUUCUUCCAUCGGCAUAAUGUGUUCUUCAAGGCUACGGAUGCGGUUGCGGAGAAACUGACGUUUUGGUGAAUCUAUCUAGGGAAAGGAAAAGGGGUGGGUUUGGGGAGGACAAAGAGCUGGAAAGUAGAGAGGUAUGGAGGGUGGAGGGAGUAGUAAUGGAAUGAGAAGAGAGGAGUCGGAAU
Molecule: messenger RNA, 1838 nt
Organism: Dothidotthia symphoricarpi CBS 119687
Lineage: Eukaryota; Fungi; Ascomycota; Dothideomycetes; Pleosporales; Dothidotthiaceae
Product: MFS transporter-like protein
Exons: 4
Coding region: 1-1725 (574 amino acids)
Biological process (GO): transmembrane transport
Molecular function (GO): transmembrane transporter activity
Source: RefSeq, a predicted model, not a curated record